Molecule: messenger RNA, 4231 nt
Organism: Oncorhynchus tshawytscha (Chinook salmon)
Lineage: Eukaryota; Metazoa; Chordata; Actinopteri; Salmoniformes; Salmonidae
Gene: cnga1b
Product: cyclic nucleotide gated channel subunit alpha 1b
Exons: 16
Coding region: 258-2246 (662 amino acids)
Biological process (GO): monoatomic cation transmembrane transport
Cellular component (GO): plasma membrane; intracellular cyclic nucleotide activated cation channel complex
Molecular function (GO): protein-containing complex binding; intracellularly cAMP-activated cation channel activity; intracellularly cGMP-activated cation channel activity
Source: RefSeq, a predicted model, not a curated record
CAGGGUCAGAGCGUUUCAGUGAUCCUCGAGACACACAGAGUUUUACCUGGAAUAUUUCAAACGCUUCCAAUUUGUGGUGUGUGACGCGGGGUCAGGUCCGAGCCAAGGGGUUUCCAUGACGAUGAGCGAGCACCCUGGUUGGUGGACGGUACCACUGCAGGAGUUCUGUGUGUAGAAAGAGAGGAAGGGCAUGUCUUUAGCUAACUAGGGGCAGGAAUAACCUAGCAACAGGAAACCAAGAGGAAGAAGUUCCUGCGAUGUCAGUGAAGGUGACCCCUGUGACCCCUGCUGGCCCCGCCCACCCCCAGCCCUGCUCUCCGCCACUCAUCGUUCUGCAGGAUAUGGAGGGGGAGACAGAGGAGAGGGGCGAGGUACACAGGUGUUUAAGGAGCUCCGGUGUGCAGGUUCCAUUCAACAUGAACAACAGCAACAGCAACGAGGAAGAGGAACAGAAGAAGAAGACAAGUAAAAAGGAGAGGAAAGAGAAAAAGGAGAGGAAAGAGAAAAAGGAGAAAGAAAAACAGGAGAAAAGGGAGAGAAAGGAACAGAAGAAGAAGGAGAAAGAGGAGAAGGAGUUGAAGGAGAAAGAGGAGAAGGAGAAAAAGGAGAAAGAGGAGAAGGCCAAAGCUGAAGCGCCUAAAGAGAUCACGGUGAUAGACCCAGCAGGUAACAUGUAUUAUAACUGGCUCCUUGUCAUCACCAUUCCUGUAAUGUACAACUGGACCCUCAUCAUAGCCAGGGCCAGUUUUGAGGAGCUCCAGACAGACUUUCUGAUCUACUGGUUCAUCAUAGACUGUGUCUCUGAUGUGGUCUACCUGGCGGAUAUGGUGUUCAGGACCAGGACAGGUUACCUGGAACAGGGUCUGUUGGUGAAGGAUCAGAAGAAGCUGAUAGAUCGCUACAUAAACAGUCUCCAGUACAAACUAGACCUGAUCUCCAUGAUCCCUACUGACAUCUUCUAUGUGUACUUCGGACUCAACUACCCCGAGAUACGACUCAACAAGCUGUUCAGAAUCAACAGGAUGUUGGAGUUCUUUCAGAGGACAGAGACUAGGACCAACUUCCCCAACGUUCUGCGUAUCUCCAACCUCGUCAUGUACAUCGUCAUCAUCAUACACUGGAACGCUUGUCUUUACUACUCUUUCUCCAAGGCGAUUGGUUUCGGAGCUAAUAAGUUUGUGUAUCCCGACACGACGGACCCUGAGUUUGGCCGUUUGGUCCGGAAAUAUGCCUACAGCAUGUACUGGUCGACCCUGACACUCACAACUAUCGGAGAGACUCCUCCCCCUGUACAGAACUCUGAGUACUUCUUCGUCGUCACAGACUUCCUGGUUGGCGUGUUGAUCUUUGCUACCAUCGUCGGUAACGUCGGUUCCAUGAUCACCAACAUGAAUGCUGCCAGGGCAAACUUCCAGGCCAGGAUAGAUGCCAUCAAACAGUACAUGACUUUCAGAAAGGUCACCAAGGACCUGGAGAAGAGGGUGAUCAAGUGGUUUGACUACCUGUGGACCAAUAAGAAGGCAGUAGAUGAGAGGGAGGUGCUAAAGUUCCUUCCUGAUAAACUCAGGGCUGAGAUCGCUAUCAACGUACACCUGGACACACUGAAGAAGGUGCGUAUCUUUGCUGACUGUGAGGCUGGUCUCCUGGUAGAGUUGGUAUUGAAGCUUCAGCCUCAGGUCUACAGUCCAGGUGAUUACAUCUGUAAGAAGGGAGACAUCGGACGAGAGAUGUACAUCAUCAAGGAAGGGAAGCUGGCCGUUGUCGCCGACGACGGGAUCAAACAGUUCGUUGUCCUUAGCGAUGGGAGCUACUUCGGGGAGAUCAGUAUUCUGUCCAUAAAGGGUUCCAGGGCUGGAAACAGGAGGACUGCUAACAUCAGGAGUGUUGGGUACUCUGACCUGUUCUGCCUCUCUAAAGACGACCUCAUGGAGGCCCUGUCGGAGUAUCCUGAUGCUAAAGCCAUGUUGGAGGAGAAGGGACGGCAGAUCCUGAUGAAGGACAACCUGCUGGACCUGGAGGUGGCGGCGCAGGGCCCGGACCCCAAGGACAUGGAAGAGAAGGUGGAGAGGAUGACAGCAACGCUGGAGUCCCUCCAGACGAGAUACGCCCGGCUCCUCGCCGAACACGAGGCGGGCCAGAGCAGACUGAAACGCAGAGUCACCCGGCUGGAGAAGAAAGUGGUGGCUCCAGUCCAGGAGGUCGAGGAGCUAGGGGUGGAGAUGGGUACCGUGGCAACCACAGAGUAGAAGAAAUAGUCCCGCUGUUCUGUGUUCAUUAUGUUUUUGAGGAAGGUCUUACCUACCUACUAUAGUUGACUGACUGGAAGUCGCUCUGGGUAAGAGUGUUCGCUAAAUUACCAUAAUGUAACGAUGUCAGAGCAAGCAGAGCAACGUGGUUGGGAAAGGAACACUAAACAACAACAGCACGUGUCAAUGGCAUCCAGGUGGUAGAGGAAUUAGAGUGACACCAAGAGUUGACUGACCUCUCAGUAUCUUGAGUGGGUUGUUCCACAGGUGACCAAAAGAGCCACAGGGGAAAACAGCAUAGUCUACUUGAUAUACAGUCUUUUCUGAAUCGGUACAAAGAGAAUGACAGAUCAGAAUAACUUUUUAUUCUUGUUGUCUUGUUCUGUCCAACCAAAUAUUCACCACCACUUGAUGUAUAACCUUUAAAAGCCCCAUUAUGAAUAACCUCUAAAAGCCCCAUGAUGUAUAACCUCUAAAAGCCCCAUGAUGUAUAACCUCUAAAAGCCCCAUGAUGUAUAACCUUUAAAAGCCCCAUUAUGAAUAACCUCUAAAAGCCCCAUGAUAAAUAACCUUUAAAAGCCCCAUGAUAAAUAACCUUUAAAAGCCCCAUGAUAAAUAACCUUUAAAAGCCCCAUGAUGUAUAACCUCUAAAAGCCCCAUGAUAAAUAACCUUUAAAAGCCCCAUGAUAAAUAACCUUUAAAAGCCCCAUGAUAAAUAACCUUUAAAAGCCCCAUGAUGUAUAACCUCUAAAAGCCCCAUUAUGAAUAACCUUUAAAAGCCCCAUUAUGAAUAACCUUUAAAAGCCCCAUUAUGAAUAACCUCUAAAAGCCCCAUUAUGAAUAACCUUUAAAAGCCCCAUGAUGUAUAACCUCUAAAAGCCCCAUGAUAAAUAACCUUUAAAAGCCCCAUGAUGUAUAACCUCUAAAAGCCCCAUGAUAAAUAACCUUUAAAAGCCCCAUGAUAAAUAACCUUUAAAAGCCCCAUUAUGUAUAACCUUUAAAAGCCCCAUGAUAAAUAACCUUUAAAAGCCCCAUGAUAAAUAACAUUUAAAAGCCCCAUGAUAAAUAACCUUUAAAAGCCCCAUGAUAAAUAACCUUUAAAAGCCCCAUGAUAAAUAACCUUUAAAAGCCCCAUGAUAAAUAACCUUUAAAAGCCCCAUGAUAAAUAACCUUUAAAAGCCCCAUGAUGUAUAACCUCUAAAAGCCCCAUGAUAAAUAACCUUUAAAAGCCCCAUGAUGUAUAACCUUUAAAAGCCCCAUUAUGAAUAACCUUUAAAAGCCCCAUUAUGAAUAACCUUUAAAAGCCCCAUUAUGAAUAACCUCUAAAAGCCCCAUUAUGAAUAACCUUUAAAAGCCCCAUGAUGUAUAACCUCUAAAAGCCCCAUGAUAAAUAACCUUUAAAAGCCCCAUGAUGUAUAACCUCUAAAAGCCCCAUGAUAAAUAACCUUUAAAAGCCCCAUGAUAAAUAACCUUUAAAAGCCCCAUUAUGUAUAACCUUUAAAAGCCCCAUGAUAAAUAACCUUUAAAAGCCCCAUGAUAAAUAACAUUUAAAAGCCCCAUGAUAAAUAACCUUUAAAAGCCCCAUGAUAAAUAACCUUUAAAAGCCCCAUGAUGUAUAACCUUUAAAAGCCCCAUUAUGAAUAACCUUUAAAAGCCCCAUUAUGAAUAACCUUUAAAAGCCCCAUGAUGUAUAACCUCUAAAAGCCCCAUGAUAAAUAACCUUUAAAAGCCCCAUGAUGUAUAACCUUUAAAAGCCCCAUUAUGAAUAACCUUUAAAAGCCCCAUUAUGAAUAACCUUUAAAAGCCCCAUUAUGAAUAACCUCUAAAAGCCCCAUUAUGAAUAACCUUUAAAAGCCCCAUGAUGUAUAACCUCUAAAAGCCCCAUGAUAAAUAACCUUUAAAAGCCCCAUGAUGUAUAACCUCUAAAAGCCCCAUGAUAAAUAACCUUUAAAAGCCCCAUGAUAAAUAACCUUUAAAAGCCCCAU